Messenger RNA from Paramecium pentaurelia, 990 nucleotides. NCBI's taxonomy places the organism in Eukaryota, Ciliophora, Oligohymenophorea, Peniculida, Parameciidae. The record is from the annotation of a GenBank genome assembly.
AUGAACUAAAAAAAUUUUUAUACCAAACACAACAAAAUUGAAUAGAACUAAGAAUUACUUUUUAGUUCUAGAAAUAGAGUUCGAUCAGCAUUUUAAGACAUUUCAAAUAUGAACUUUACAUUUAUAAAUUAAUAGGAGAAGUCUUUGAAAUAAUAAAAAGAGGAAAUAAAAAUUUAGAAGGGUAAAAGAAGAAAUGCAAUAAUUCCUGUUAACAUUGGAAGAAUGCUCAUAUAAGUUGAAAAUGCAGAGUUUCAACAGAUAAAUUAUUAAUUGAGAUCUGGAAAAGAGUCAGAGAAAGAUAUUCUAAGUUAUUUUGAUAAAUUCCGAUGUGAAAUUUAUUAAUAUGAAUUAGUAAUAGAAUAAUAAGUAUGAUGAAAUUUAAAAUUAGUUAAAUAAAUUGAAUAUUGAUUAACAUGAUUUUACAGGAGAACAAUUAGAAAGAGUUUUAGAUUGGAUGGUAUACAAGAUGAAAAAAUUCAGGAAAGUUACCAUUGAGACAAUUUUCAAAGCUAUUGAAUUAGUUUAUUAAUACUUAUAGAACACAAUUCAUUUAACAUUUAAAGAAUUGGAAUUGAUAUCAGGUUGUAGCAUUUAUAUUUCAUCAAAACUUGUUGAUUUGUAUCCAAUAUAUAUAGAUGAUUUAUGCUAAGAAGUAAAUCUUUCUAAAUGAUAUAGGUGUUACAAUCAAAAUAUUAUAACAGUGAUAUCUUAUAAUAAGAGAGAAAAAUGUGCUAAAUAUUAAAUUAUAGUUUAUGUUUCACAACAUCAUCUUAAUUAGUGCAUAGAAUAUUAAUGGAUUUAAGAGAUUUAAUAGAAUAAAUUUAUGAUAAAGAGAAAGUGGAAUAAUUGAGAUAGAAAAUCAUAGAUAAUUUGUUAUAUAUGGAAAUAGGUUAAGAGUUUAGAUAGAUCUCAUAGUGCAAUAAGGCCUUGGCUUGUAUUUUAUUAACUAUGAUAGAAGAAAAUAUUGAGAGUAGAGUAGUAAUUAUUUGA